AUGCCCGCUCUACCGGGAGGAAUCGUCCUUAUCGCCAUUCCAGUCAUUAAUCCAAUGACGCGUGCGUGUGUGUGCGCCCCUCUCCACAUGAGUGACUUUUUCAAACUGGGAGACAAGCCUACGCUUUACCUGUCCGUGCUUGCCCCACGCACAGUCAUCGCCCCGCGUCGUGCGUCAUUGGCACCUCGCACUCCUCUGAAGUCGGCCACUCACACAAGACUUCAUCCGUCCAUUACUCGAUGUCGGGUCUUUAUCUCUACAUCUGGGGGCGAGGCGGAGGUGGAGGAGGAUGAGGUUUACUGUCCCGAAGGUGCUACUCAAUCUGCCACGGGCGCGCUUAUUGAGAGCCAUUUGGCCGUAGCAAUCAGCCCCGAGGCCCAGCAGUCUCCCAGCCCGCCUUACGGCUUCGCAUGCAUGCAACGAGCAUGCGCCGUGCACGCAUCGCGCAAGUCACCAGCAAGCGCGUCUGUCCGCGUGACUAACCGAUGUUAUCUGCCGCCGGCUACCACCUCAGGGCAACCUUGCCCGCCGCGGCAGCCGUUUCAUAUGUGCUGA
This is a messenger RNA of Mesocestoides corti, 555 nucleotides long. The record is from the annotation of a GenBank genome assembly. NCBI's taxonomy places the organism in Eukaryota, Metazoa, Platyhelminthes, Cestoda, Cyclophyllidea, Mesocestoididae.